AUGUCCCAGACGGCCACCUCGACGCCAGUCGCAGCGGCGUCCUCUGCACCAGCGCCGCCAGCUGCGCCUGCCCCAGAACCCACUCCCAUGGUUCACGUCCGCGUUCUUAUCAUCUCGGGGCAGAACCACACCUUCUCGUUCGAGCCAGAGACCACUGUCGGGCGCAUGAAGGAGUUGAUUUGGAGCAUGUGGCCUUCUGAAUGGACAUCACCGGCACAACCGCCCAACCCCUCCUGGCUGCGAGUACUCUACGCCGGCCGCGUGCUGAGCGACGACUCGACCUUGACCAGCAACAACCUCCCAGCCUCCAUGACAGCGUCGCUGCCUACCGUGAUCCAUCUAUCGGUUCGCUCGUUCUCGAUCCGCGGCGAAGAUGAUGCAAAGAAGGGCCUCCACCGUAUCUCAACCCGGACGUCCACGCACCGCAACCAGCAUAGCGAGGAGGACGUCGGAGGGUGCAGCUGCGUGAUCAUGUAA
This is a messenger RNA of Apiotrichum porosum, 477 nucleotides long. RefSeq lists its product as uncharacterized. The transcript is spliced from 5 exons. The coding region runs from base 1 to 477 and encodes 158 amino acids. NCBI's taxonomy places the organism in Eukaryota, Fungi, Basidiomycota, Tremellomycetes, Trichosporonales, Trichosporonaceae. Gene Ontology annotation, molecular function: protein binding. The record is from RefSeq and is a predicted model, not a curated record.